Messenger RNA from Plasmodium knowlesi strain H, 5892 nucleotides. RefSeq names its product phosphoinositide-binding protein, putative. The transcript is spliced from 6 exons. The record is from RefSeq and is a predicted model, not a curated record. Gene Ontology annotation, cellular component: early endosome. Bases 1 to 5892 code for a protein of 1963 amino acids. NCBI's taxonomy places the organism in Eukaryota, Apicomplexa, Aconoidasida, Haemosporida, Plasmodiidae. Gene Ontology annotation, molecular function: phosphatidylinositol binding. Gene Ontology annotation, biological process: intracellular protein transport.
AUGGAGGGCCAACAGGAGUACGAGUUCAAAGACAACCUAAUCAUAAAUAUAAUCCGAACGAAUGAUGUGAAGAGGCGCUUUUACAGUUACACGGAAUAUGUGCUCGAGUUCAAAGCUCUAAACAGUCAGAAGGUUCUGAAGAAGAGGUUUUCAGAUUUUGUAACUUUUUACGAUCAGCUGAAAAAUGAAUUGCUCGACAAGUUUAGCGAAUAUCUGGAGAAGAUCUCCGUUUUGCCGGCAAAGAAAGUGUUUGGUCGAUUGAAUUAUAAUUUUGUGGAGGAGAGGAGACACCAGCUGGAGCUGUUUCUGAAGCGCAUUUCCAGCCACAAGAACGUGUACCUGUGCGAUCGGUUCUACGACUUCCUCUGCCUAGACAACACCACCAAAUGUCUGUUCAAGCUCAUGUGUACCGAGUUAACGGACUUAGUUAACUUACAGAAGUUACUGAAGAAAAUCAAUUACAUAUUGUUUCUCUCCAGAAGCAACACGCUGAAAAGUGCAGAAUGUGACAUCAUCAAUUUCCUCUUUCAUCUGAAAAGGAAUCUUCACCUGAACAGCGAAAUAAAGUUUUUUAUCUUAAACAUUUUUCUCCAUCACUUGACAUAUACCAAGACCCCCCAAAACCUUCUGAAUGUCCCCCUCAUGAAAUUUGCCUUCGAGAUAAUAUACGAUAACUUAUGUGGCGACAAUAUCAACGAGGUACUGUUGAAGACAGCCUCUGAAACGAUUCUGCGAAUGGUAGAUAAGAGAAACGAUGUUUUCCUGGAGUAUCUACAAGUAUACAAUUUUAAAGAUAUAUUUUGCAUCUUUAAUGUUCUGAGUAGAAGGAAGAGAAAGAAGGAGAAUAAAACAGAUAACAUCUCUUUCAAUGUGUACAUUCUAAUGUCACUGCUACUUCUGUCAUCCAUACAUCUGAACGCAAUUCAAAAUUACUUCUCCGUAAAAAACAAAUCUAAUAAGGGAAUUGUUAUUCUUGGAUAUAUGUAUGACAGCCAGAAUAUUAACGUGCAGGUGAUAUGUUGUAUUAUCUUGUCUCUCUUACUAAUGAACGACAAGAUUAAUGAUGAGGAGGUGGUUCAGAAGACGAAGAUGUCAAUACUGUUGAUACAGAAGGAAAUUCAAAAUCUUAAGGAGGUAGAUUAUCAGCUGAUAGAAAUUAUUUGUAGUAAGAAGAACAUGAGUCUCCUUAACAAUAUUUUGGUUUCCCUCUUAAGGGGCAAGAACGUUGUCCGCGAGAUUGGCUUGGGAGGAGGUGAAGAAGAUGGCCUGACUAACGGGGUUGGUAAUGUUAGCGGGGUUGGUAAUGUUAGCGGAGUUGGUAAUGUUAGCGGGGUUGGUAAUGUUAGCGGAGUUGGUAAUGUUAGCGGGGUUGGUAAUGUUAGCGGGGUUGGUAAUGUUAGCGGGGUUGGUAAUGUUAGCGGAAUUGGUAAUGUUAGCGGGGUUGGUGGAAGUUUCAACGCGGAGGAAAAUCCCUUCGAGAAGGACCCGUUCUACGAACAAAAGGUAAAGCACGCCGAUUUCUCAAACAACGACAUUAUCCUACAGUUCAUUCUGUUCAUCAUCAAUAUUGGGGUUAGUGAAUUUUUUCUCCUGAAGAGGAAUUACAAGGACAGGAUGAAGAUAAUGGAACUGAAAUUAAGAUUGAAGAAGAAGGAACUGAAGGCGGAGAGAUUGCGGAGGAAGAAGGAGAAGAAGGAACGUGCUUUGCCCAUGCUUAAGGAUGAAGGGAAUAAUACUAAACGGCGACCACAGGGUGAUACUACCACAAAGGAUACAGAGGUCUCCUACCAGAAGGAGGAACAGAGGAAAGACACACAGAGAGUUUACCAUUAUGACAUUGAGAGUGUAGAUGAAGACUGUGCUUACAAGAGGGAGUACGUUCCUUAUGAUUAUACUGCAGGGAGGGAUGCAUCACCAAAAGGAAGAAACAGACAAAGGAGAAGAAGAGGUUCGCACACGGUGAGGGAGGUACACCACCAGGGAGGCACUGAUGGGGCGAGUGACCUACAGGAAUUCAGUGAAGAAGAAGGCGAUUUGGACGUAGAUGGGGAGGAGGAGGAGGAGGAUGAAACGGGUGAUGAAAGCGGCGAGACGGAUGAUGCAGAUGAAACGGAUGGAUCAGAUAGCAAUUAUCGCUCCGAUGAUUCGCUCCGUGGAGAGCACGCAAAGGCGAGAGGUGGACAAACAGAAAAGGGCGAAGCGGAAGAUGCAGCCUCCACGGGAAGUUCGUGCAUCUCAUCGUUGUAUUCGUUUUCAAGCGAUUGCAGUAGCGGUGGCGAGAAAGACGAUAGCAUGGGUGCAGAAAGGCGAGAACCCCCAGUCGACAUUGGCAUGAGCGUCGUGAGGGAAGUAAUGUACGAUGAUGAUUUCAGCGUGGAUUCAGGUAGCAUCAAGGAUGAUGUUGAAUACCUGGAGGGGGAGAAUAAUAGAAAGGAUGGCCCGGGAAGAAACGGAGGCAAUAGUAGAGGAGGCACGAGAAGGGAAAAACAGGGUAGUGUCCCAUAUGAAAAGAGAGUACAGGUAGAGGAAGAGAAGGUGAAAGAAGAACCCAUCGAAACGAAGGAGGUGGACGAAGUGGAAGCGAUCAAGGAAGAAAUCAGAGCGUUGAAGGAUGCCAGGAAGAAAUAUGUGAAACGGAUUAGGAGAAUAAAUGAGCAGAUCUUACUUAUCCUAUGCAACGAAAAUAUGGUUCAGAGUAUAUUCAAAUGUGCUAAUUUAGAAAAUGAAAAAAUUCGUAUGUACGCUUGUCUUAUCCUAUCGUACAUACCAAACAUUAGUGAGGUGGUGCCUUGUACGUCUGUUACCCCAGGUGGCGGAGGUAACGGUGGAGGAUACUUAAGAAUUUGUAGCGAAGAUGGAUUCGGUGCUAGCACGAACGGCAGUUUCCGCAUGGAGGGUCCAGGAGCAACACUCCCCUUGUCGGAGGUGAAUGUAGGAGAGUUUUCUCCAAAUGAGAAGGUAGUUUCAGGGGGAGACGACAUCUGCGUGGUGGUAAAUCGAAGCAUCAUGUUAGAGAAGAAGAACAACAAGAACUUCGUUUGUAGUGUAGAGGGAGAUUAUUACAACUACAUUUAUAGAUUCGAAAUAGUGAGUACUCUACUGAGGUAUCUGUUUAGGGAGAGCUCUUUUUACGAUUACAUUUUACAACAUGUGAAGAAGUUUAUUCAGGACCACAGGCACUUGGUGAAUUUAAAUAAUUUUAAAAUAAAGCAGACGGAGUUGAUUAACAUGUUUUCUUUCUUGGAUAUGCAGAGGCGUGGCGGAGGGGGAAGUGGCGGAGGGGGAAGUGGCGGAGGGAGUCGUGUCGAUCAGGGUAGGAGGAAAAAGAAGCAGCGAAGAAAGGGGCGCAGUGGAAAAGUUAUGAGGGACAGAGACGUGAGUGGUAGGAAGAGGAGUUCCUCCAAGGUAGGAUCACGAAAUGAACAGGACAGGGAUAUCCAUUCAACAGUCGCAUCAGGUGUACCGCCUGUAGCAGGUGUAGCAACAGAAGGAGAGGCUCUAGUUAACUACGAAACGGAAUUAAAAGAGGAGAAGAACUACCAAUGUGUACCAUAUGAAUCGUCACAAAUACAUGACCACAUGGAUUAUGUGUUUCGUUACGUUUCCAAUGUAAGAAAAUUCGGUUUAUUAAACAACAUUAUUGUUGACAUGUACAAUAAUUUAAGGAAGAAGGUGAGAAAGGUAGAUCUACAGUUCCUGUUCGAUACGUUGAAGAGGAAAAUCCAAGAGAGAGAACACCUUCUAAGAGACAUUUUCCAUCUGAAGGAGAAGUAUGAAUAUGUGAACGUAACUUACAAUGAAUAUAUUAACUUGCAAUACGAGACCAACAAACAGAUGGGAGUGAUGAAUAAACUGAUGGAAGAAUUGGAUGAGAUAGAGAAGAGAAGAAGGAAAGUAGCAAAGAACCAUAAAGUGGUACAUACGAGUGUAUGUAACUAUAGGAAGAAGUUGAUCCAUGUAGAGAAGAUGAUUGAGGAGAGUCCCUCGAUAAAAAAAUGCCUUCACGAAGAAUUGAAUAAUAUAAAAAGAAAGGUAGCUCUCUAUAGGAAGGAUAAAAAAAAAAUAUAUCUUUUGAUCCUCCUUAAUAAGUUUUGUCUGGACGACUUCAACACAGUUAGUAGUAAGUUAAAAUGCCUGAACACAUCUCUAUCUAAUUUGGAGCUUCUUUCUAAUGAGUUCGAGAAGAAUGCAAAUCUCAUUGUCAGUGAAUUCAUUUAUCUCAUUUGCAGUGAUUUACUUUUGGUGGAGCUACUAGGUGAUCUCAUCAACAUCACCGUGCACAACGAUAACUUAUCACUUUUGAUUGCCCGUGCUAAGUGCGUAAGUAGACUUAAUAAAAAUUCCUUCAAGGAGAGGAAGUUUCACAUUGUGAAUAGAGACCGGGGGGGUGGUUCUCCUGGAGGUAAGAGUAAUAUUCUACACUUUGCACAAUCCAAUGACUUGAUGGAUGAAGAGGAAGGCUAUGGUUAUUACGAUGCCCGUGAUGGUAGGCGAAUAUCUCGUGGAGGAACUCUUUCGCAAAGAGAUCAACGCAUUGGAAAUAUGAAUACCAUGAAUGCGAACUCACUACAUACGAGCGAUAGCGACAUGGGUCAUAUGAGUGCAAAGCGAUUUGGCCGAAGGAAGGAGGAGAAAAAUUCGAAACGUAGUAGGGAUCGCCCCGUUGGCAGUGAUGAUGAAGAUACACUUUACCCUCAUGAAGGAGGAGAGUUGAAUGGGUCGUCUGGCAAGAGGAGAGGUGGUGCUCAGGUUGUGGGUAGUGCGUUGUACGAGGAUGAGGACCACAUGGGGGCAAUGCAUUAUGGGGGCGUAUCUCCCGAUAGCCACGCUAACCGUGUUGAUCUUGUUGAGCGUGCAAGUAGGAACCUUAAGAACAGUUCCAACCGGUUACGGGAGGAUGGGUCUAGGUACAACGACUUAUCAAGGGAAGAGGUACUCCGUCAGGGACAUGGAGGAAGGAGAGAGCAUAUGUACGAAGAUGAAGAGGAGGACAAUGGGGGUGAUGGAUUGAUGAAUGAUUACCAUGACAUGCACUCGAUAACAAACUCGGAGAGAAGGAACCUGGGGGAUGACGAUCAGCCAAACGUGGAUGAUAUUGAUGACUUCGCCGAUACUGAAUUUGUAUCCAGUGAUGAAGAAGACGCAGAGAUGAAGGAGAAAAUACACGAAUAUAACAACUUCAAGAAUAAUGAAGUGAAGGGAGUCCAACCGGAUGAAGUUAGUAUAGAGAGUGAAUCGUUAACUAGAGAAGUAUUCGAACAGAUGGUACAAGUAAUUAAGGAUAGGAAGAGAGAACUGGAAAAUAUAAUGUCCAAUGAGAACAACCAAGUGUAUAAGAGCAUUCAUAAGUACAACGUUCUCUUGAAGAAAUGCAACACGCAGAUAGAGACUCUUAAAAAGCAGUAUGUUAAAGUAACUCAAGAGAUUGCCUCCAUCAACACUAACUCUAUGGUGAAGAAGUCGGAGUCCAUUUACAAAGCCAUUCGGGAAUGGGACGACAAGGUGAACCUGCUUAACGAGGAAGUGAAGGUGGUGGAAGGAGAAAAGAAGGAAAAGCAGAAGGAGAUCGCGUUGCACAAAAAGAUGGUAGAUAAAAAGGAGAAAGAGAAAAACCAAAAGAAGGAAGAACUCCGACUUCUGGUUACAGACAUGUACAAACACAACAAUGAGACGAAGAGGAGAUUCAAGCGGGAGCAGAAGGUCGUUCUCCUUAUACUUUAUAACUCUUGGUUCAUGUACCACUACAUCUAUAUAAUCUAUCUGAAUACAUUGAAACUCAAAAACUACCUUGCGUAUAAACACAGUAUAAGCGAGGAGUGUCAGGCUUCCGCCAAGCAGACUAUAACUAACAUCAGCCACUUUACCGAACUGCUCGACGAAAACGACUACUGA